ACAGCUCAUUUUUGGAACUUGGAAGCUUCACCAAAUAAGGCAAAAGGAGCAAACCAACUUCAUAUAUGCAAGUGUGCAUGUAUAUCAUAUAUAUUCCCAAUCUAUCAUCUCCCCCAUAUACAUAUUAGUUCUCAUCAUGUAAUGGAGAAGUUAAGAAUGAUGUUUUGUAUUACCCUACUCUUUGCUUACUGUUAUCAAUUAUUUGUCGUCGUCGUCUUGUCGCUAGACGAACCUUCUCUGGCACCGGCACUGUAUGUAAUGGGGGAUUCGUUGCUCGACAGCGGGAACAAUAAUCUCUUGCCGACGUUUGCCAGAGCAAACUUCUUGCCCUACGGCACAAAUUUUGCGACGGGAGCCACCGGAAGGUUCACGAAUGGAAGAACCGCAGCCGACUUCAUUGCCGAGUUUCUCGGUUUGCCGUUUCCUCCUCCCUACUUGAGUCGUUGGCUAGGAGGAUCGACACCGGUCACAGGGAUGAAUUAUGCAUCUGGGUCAUGUGGUAUUUUGCGCGAAACCGGGAGUGAUCUCGGGAAGUGUCUGAGUAUAGCAGAGCAAGUAAACAUGUUCAACCAAACAGUGGAGAUGGAACUGUCAAGGCACUACAAGAGCUCAGAAGAGCUUUCAGAUUACCUGUCAAAAUCCAUUUUUCUCAUUGCUAUAGGCAACAAUGACUACAUCAACAAUUACCUCCUUCCCAGUGUCUACAACACCAGUAGAACUCACUCACCUGCUUCCUUUGCUGAACUUCUCGUCAAUGCACUCAUCGUUCAAAUCCAGAGGUUAUAUGAAAUAGGAGCUAGAAAAAUUGUGGUAUUUGAGAUAGGGCCAAUCGGUUGCCUUCCAUUCUUUAAGCACAGAAACGAGACAUGUGUUGAGGAGUACAACCAGCUUGUUGUUCUGUUCAAUCAGCAGCUCGGAGACGCGCUGAGAAACUUGAGCACAGCCCUAAGGGAGUCCCAAUUUGUACUCGGCCAUGGUUACUCUCUUGGCUAUGACACCUUCAAAUCCCCAUCUACAUAUGGUUUGACAGAUCCAAACAACCCUUGCUGUGUUACAUGGAGGGAGGGGACUUCAGUAUGCAUACCAGAAAUGAAACCAUGUGUUGAUGCGGACAAACACUAUUUCUGGGAUGGGUAUCAUGCUACUGAAGCUUUCUAUAGGACUGUUGCGACCCUGUGUGUCAAUGGUACCUCUGUUUGCCUUCCAAAGAACAUAAAAGACCUUGUUCGUGCUUGAAAUCACUCUCCUGUAAUCUGUUUUUGGGCAAAAGGCCAAAAGCUCUUGUAUGUAGUGUGUGUACACAUAUUGGUCAACUCAUGGGAUCUGUUUCCCUCCCAGAAGAUCUCCCUCAUUCAUCUCUCACUUCCUCUUGGAUGAGUUGUAGAGAUCUACUGGGAUGGAAAUGGGAGAGAGAAAGUAACAGGAAAAGGUGCAUAAAGAAUGCAUGAUAGU
Molecule: messenger RNA, 1452 nt
Organism: Cuscuta campestris
Lineage: Eukaryota; Viridiplantae; Streptophyta; Magnoliopsida; Solanales; Convolvulaceae
Source: the annotation of a GenBank genome assembly